This is a messenger RNA of Sclerotinia sclerotiorum 1980 UF-70, 435 nucleotides long. RefSeq lists its product with no specific name. NCBI's taxonomy places the organism in Eukaryota, Fungi, Ascomycota, Leotiomycetes, Helotiales, Sclerotiniaceae. The record is from RefSeq and is a predicted model, not a curated record. Bases 1 to 435 code for a protein of 144 amino acids. The transcript has 3 exons.
AUGCCACCCGGUGAUCGGUGGCAGACAGCUCAUUCUAGUAUGUUUAAUGGCGGCUUUGGUGGAAAAAGAGAUACCUCAUCUGACUCUAAAAGAGUUGGAAAUAAGCAACAAGAAACCGCGACAUCGUCUGAUAACUUCGCAGGCGCACCUCAUCCUUCGAUGGACACCAUGGGCGACGCAGAUGACUACUAUCUCGCUGACUAUGCAAAAACUUUCAGCUUCCAGUCAUCUCAUCCCCCAAGCCAUCACAAUUACUUGCCUCGUAGUAGCCGUAGAUUCGACCCCACUAAUUAUCAGACACAUAUCCAAGCAAGUCAAGACUUAGCUGCAAGUACAGGUGCAACUUUUCUUGUUAAGAAAUUGAGCACUACUCUCACCGUCACAAAUAGAACUACCAAUGUAUAUCAUAAAUCAUCAACUCAAACCGACCCUUAA